GUCCUGGCAUACUUGGCUCACUGCAGCGCGGCAGCAGCGGGGACAGGCAGUGCGGGUUCCUCAGUAGGGAUCAAGGCUCGAGGCAGGAGUUUGAGAGGUGGCCAUGGAGGUCAUGCAGUGGCAGGGAGCCACAGGGGGACCCCAGCUGCUGCACUUGGGGGCUGGGGUCAUUGCUCUGCUGUUGGCGGUUGUGGCCGUGUGCUCCCUGCCCUCCCUGAUGGAUUACUGGAGGCAAUGGUGGGUGAUGAAGCCAAUCCCAGGUAUCAGCCCCUGCUAUCCAGUGCUGGGAAAUGCUCUACAGUUGGAGCGGGGGGCAGAAGGUUUUUUUAAACAACUACAAGUUUAUACUGAAGAGUUCAGGAGCUGGCCAUUGUUCAAACUUUGGAUAGGACCAUUGCCUGUCAUGGUUUUGUAUCAUCCUGAAUGUGUGGAGGUUAUUCUGAGCAGUUCGAAACAUAUAGAAAAAUCAUACCUGUACAAAUUCUUGCACCCGUGGCUGGGCACUGGACUUCUGACAAGCACUGGAGACAAGUGGCGGUCACGGAGGAAGAUGAUAACUCCUACGUUUCACUUCUCAAUCUUAACUGACUUUCUAGAUGUUAUGAAUGAACAAGGAGGUAUUUUAUUGGAGAAACUUGAGAAGCACGUUGACAAAGAACCGUUUGAUGUCUUUCUGGACAUCACUCUCUGUGCCCUAGAUAUCAUCUGUGAAACAGCAAUGGGCAAGAAUAUAGGUGCUCAGGAGAAUAAGGAUUCAGAGUAUGUUCGUGCUAUCUACAGGAUGAGUGAUCUAAUCCAACAGCGACAGAAGAGCCCUUGGCUUUGGCCCAAUCUUGUAUAUAUGCUGUUCAAGGAAGGAAGAGAGCAUGAGAGGAACCUGAAGAUCCUUCACAAUUUUACAGAUACAGUCAUUGCAGAAAAAGUUGCAGAACUUGAAAACUCCAAGCAAAUGAAACGUGAUACUGAUGGCAACUGUGAAGAAAGUGGCUCCAAAAAAAGAAAAGCUUUCCUGGACAUGCUGCUGAGUGCAACAGAUGAUGGAGGGAACAAACUGAGCUACAGGGACAUUCGUGAGGAAGUGGAUACUUUCAUGUUUGAGGGCCAUGAUACAACAGCAGCUGCUCUGAACUGGGCUCUGUACUUACUUGGACAUAAUCCUGAAGCCCAGAAGAAGGUUCACAGAGAACUGGAUGAGGUGUUUGGGGACACGGAGCGUCCUGUUACAAUGGACGAUUUGAAGAAGCUUCGAUACCUUGAGUGUGUUGUGAAAGAAGCCCUUCGGCUCUUCCCUUCAGUUCCACUGUUUGCUCGUGCCUUGAGAGAGGAUUGCUGCAUUGGAGGAUAUCAGGUACCAAAAGGCACAAAUGUUCUUGUUAUAACUUACGCCCUGCAUAGAGACCCUGAGAUCUUCCCUGACCCAGAGGAGUUCAGGCCUGAGCGAUUCUUCCCUGAAAACUGCAAGGGAAGGCACCCAUACGUUUAUGUGCCUUUCUCAGCUGGUCCCAGGAACUGCAUCGGUCAGCGCUUCGCACAAAUGGAGGAGAAAACUCUUCUAGCCCUCAUCCUGCGGCGCUUUUGGGUGGACUCGUGUCAAAAGCCAGAAGAGCUUGGUAUAACUGGAGAUCUGAUUCUUCGUCCAAGUAAUGGCAUCUGGAUUAAGCUGAAGAGGAGGCCACAUGCUGGAUCAGAAUGAAAGGAAAUUCAAGAAGUUAUUUUUUUCAAAACGUUCCAAGCUAUUUAGGCUGUGGUACGUUUUAAAAUCAGAUAUUUUUAUGACAGGCCAGCAAUUUGUUUAGACUAGUAAUUACUGAUUGUUUCGUUAAAGAUGUUUUAAUAGCCCUAAAUUGCUCGUCUUUUCUAGUACGUCUGAAGUUCAUGUUCAUCUUUGAAGUGAAAAUCUUCAAACAUCAAAUCAUGCCUUAACUACUCGGACGAAAUUAUUCUAACAGUGCAAAAAACCUUAACUUAUGACUGUAACAACAGUAAUGCCUGUGAUGAAGGGAUCUGGUUAUAUUCCAUAGAACUUGCAGGGUAUCACAAAUCUUUGUAUAGCUUUCAGGUUUGUUUUGUUCUGAAAGGUAAAAGUGAUCAAUUCUUCCACUUGGCACAAUUUUUUUUCUGUCUUGGUGAUGACUGCAUCUAUGGGGACAAAGCAAAAAAUCUCUGAUAAUUUAACUCCUCCUUUCUAAGCAUUUGCAGUAGUUCUUAAGUAGUGAGUACUCUGAAUUAUUUUUCAGCUAGGUGUACCAUAAACAGUCUGUAUAAUCAUACCAUGAACUAGAUAGUGUGCAAAUUACCCAUAGGAUUUCAUAGUGACAGAAGCACUGUGUUAUUACACAUUUUGAGAAUAAACUUCUACUGUGCCUCAA
Messenger RNA from Falco peregrinus (peregrine falcon), 2369 nucleotides. RefSeq names its product cytochrome P450 4V2. The transcript is spliced from 11 exons. NCBI's taxonomy places the organism in Eukaryota, Metazoa, Chordata, Aves, Falconiformes, Falconidae. Bases 104 to 1693 code for a protein of 529 amino acids. Gene Ontology annotation, molecular function: heme binding; oxidoreductase activity, acting on paired donors, with incorporation or reduction of molecular oxygen; monooxygenase activity. The record is from RefSeq and is a predicted model, not a curated record.